Rotaria socialis is the source of this 600-nucleotide messenger RNA. Lineage: Eukaryota; Metazoa; Rotifera; Eurotatoria; Philodinida; Philodinidae. The record is from the annotation of a GenBank genome assembly.
AUGGCCAAUCAUGUUGAAAAACGUCUAUUAAAUACUAAUAUUCGAUACCGUUUUGACUAUAUUGCAAAGUUUCUCAAUUUUACUGCGGAUGACAUAGCGUUACUCAAUAAUUUUGAAAAAAUCGCUCAUCCACACAUUCAAACAUUGGUCGAAGUUAUUUAUCAAAAGUUAUUUGAAUAUGACAUAACCAAAGAAUACUUUAUUAAGCAAAAUUUUAUUUUUAAAGGCGUCAAGACAACUGACAACAAUCAACUGACGUUACAAUCCGAUCAAAUGCUGUUCCGUGUAGAGAGCAUUCGAAAAUAUUUGGCUCGCAUCUUACGACAACACAUAUGGAACGAUGCAUUUCUUCAGUACUUAUCGACUAUCGGUAAAAAGCAUACGAAUCUUGCAGGUGUACACUCAAUUGAUAUCGACUAUAUACAUAUCAAUGCUAUGCUUGGCUAUCUUCAACAUACUUUCAUUGAAAUUAUCCUAAGUAGUGAGGAACUUGACGAUACAACGAAGAAAACAACUUUGCUUGCAAUAAAUAAAUUAUUCUGGAUUCAAAAUGACUUUUUCUCCAUGCAUUAUAUUGUCGCAUCACACGAUGACCAUUGA